AUGGCUCGCCGUCCCGCCCGAUGCUACCGAUACUGCAAGAACAAGCCGUAUCCCAAGUCGCGCUUCAACCGUGGUGUCCCCGACCCCAAGAUCCGCAUCUUCGAUCUCGGCCGCAAGAAGGCUACCGUCGAUGACUUCCCUCUCUGCAUCCACCUUGUCUCCAACGAGUAUGAGCAGCUGAGUUCCGAGGCUCUCGAGGCCGCCCGUAUUUGCGCCAACAAGUACCUCGUCAAGUUCGCCGGAAAGGAAGGCUUCCACUUGCGCGUUCGCGCUCACCCCUUCCACGUUGUCCGUAUCAACAAGAUGUUGUCUUGCGCCGGUGCCGAUAGACUGCAGACGGGUAUGCGUGGUGCCUGGGGCAAGCCCAAUGGAACCGUUGCCCGUGUCAACAUCGGCCAGAUCCUGUUCAGCGUGCGAACUCGCGACUCUAACCGCGCCAUCGCUCUCGAGGCUCUUCGACGAUCUCAGUACAAGUUCCCCGGUCGCCAAAAGAUCAUCAUCUCCAAGAACUGGGGCUUCACCCCUUUGCGCCGUGAAGAGUACCUAGAGGCGAAGGCUGGGGGCCGCGUCAAGGUUGAUGGCGCUUACGUUCAGUUCCUGACCAACCAUGGCAAACUCGCUGAUAACAUGAAGCGAUUCCCUGAUGCGUUCACUGAGGCUUAG
Molecule: messenger RNA, 663 nt
Organism: Pseudomassariella vexata
Lineage: Eukaryota; Fungi; Ascomycota; Sordariomycetes; Amphisphaeriales; Pseudomassariaceae
Product: 60S ribosomal protein l10
Exons: 3
Coding region: 1-663 (220 amino acids)
Biological process (GO): translation; ribosomal large subunit assembly
Cellular component (GO): cytosolic large ribosomal subunit; ribosome
Molecular function (GO): structural constituent of ribosome
Source: RefSeq, a predicted model, not a curated record